Sphenostylis stenocarpa is the source of this 567-nucleotide messenger RNA. The record is from the annotation of a GenBank genome assembly. NCBI's taxonomy places the organism in Eukaryota, Viridiplantae, Streptophyta, Magnoliopsida, Fabales, Fabaceae.
AUGCUUCCUCUUCUAACUGUUGUUCAGUGUCGUCAUCGCUUGAUUUUCUGUCCUUCCGCCUGCAAAAUGCUUUCACUCUACUUUGUUCCUCUCAUGCCCAAACUCUUCCCCUUGAUCAAAUGGACUGCCCUAACUCUUCCACUCAAGCAAAAGGUUUCACUCUUCUUCAUUGUUGUCAGUGUCCGAGAAUCGGGACAAUUUUCAAAUUCAGUUGGCAAAUUAUCAUCUGCUUUGCCUAUUGUCGUGUGUUAUGUCUUCUUCAAUAUUCGCCGUGUGUGUUAUGUCCAACUGCAUCCAAUUCAGCCUCAACUAUUUAAUCCACGUACCAAGUGGAGGGGUCAACUUAAACGUCAACAUGGGUCAACAAGUGCGAUCGGUGCGACGUGUGCUGGAGAAGUCGUCGACGCAAGAAUGGCGGACACCAUCGCCACACGACUUUCAAUUCGACACAAAGAUUUCAAAUCUUCGUUCUUCCGCACAAGGACUAAUGGUAGUACUAUCUUUUCUAAGCUCAGAUCUUCCUCCUUAAAAGCUAACGGUGACCACGCAUUGUUCGACAACUCUUAA